Molecule: messenger RNA, 529 nt
Organism: Schistosoma rodhaini
Lineage: Eukaryota; Metazoa; Platyhelminthes; Trematoda; Strigeidida; Schistosomatidae
Source: the annotation of a GenBank genome assembly
UUUAAGUCCUCUGAAAGGAGUUGUUGAGAAAUUCGUUUUUCUACUACUCAUUCAGAAAUAACAAAGUUAUUUACAUUUAUUGUUAAUUACUUUACAAAUGAUUUGGUCAAACAAAAUAACUAUUAUUGGUUACGUUUUACUAUUUACUAUUAUACUAUUCACUGAAUGUCUGCCUCAGUCUAAAGGAAAUCAAAUCAUUCCUGGUUACUCUGCAUAUGAAUAUUUAAAUGAACCAAAGAAACGUAUGUUGAAUGGACUUAGAUUUCAAGAAUUACUUCGUUUACAAAAAUUAAAAGAUAGUGCCAAAUGGCUUGAAGAUCUUGGGAAACGUUCCUUUAUUUAUGGAGUGGAUUCAUUAGCUGAUGAUGAAUAUGAUUGAAUUGAACCUUAAUAUUGACGCCACCGACCAAAAUUACUAAAAAAACAAACUUUUGCCAAAGAGUUAACAAAUGUAGUACAAAUUGCUACGAUAUUUGUAAAUGAUUUUAUUUAUAAUAAGUUUGAUAAAGAAUAACAGUUUUGUGUAAAA